AUGAACUUCUUUGCGAUCAUCACAAAGUCUGUGGCUAGGGCCGUGUCGAACACGGACCCUUCAAAACAACUAACGCGAAGGUGCUGGUCCAAGCCAGAGUUCGUGAACAUCCCUCAAGAAGAUUGGAUGAGAAUACCGAUGCUUGACGGCUGGGAGAAACGCGUCAGGCGAGAGAGUCUAUCCAAUGGUCAGAAGGAGAAGGAGCUGAUCGACAAAGUUUUCGACGGCUUGAGAGCCGAUGGAAAACUAGACUGGGCGACGAAACACACGCCGACGCUUACUAUACUAAGAGAUUAUCUCCGGUUACUUUAA
Penicillium verrucosum is the source of this 312-nucleotide messenger RNA. RefSeq lists its product as uncharacterized. The transcript has a single exon. Lineage: Eukaryota; Fungi; Ascomycota; Eurotiomycetes; Eurotiales; Aspergillaceae. Bases 1 to 312 code for a protein of 103 amino acids. The record is from RefSeq and is a predicted model, not a curated record.